GCCCAUUCUUUAUCCAGUCCAUGACUGAUAGUCUGAUUCUGAUAGAACAGUCAGUGACGAGCUAGCUCCCAAAUUCCAAUUGCUCUUUCUGCAAUCUCUACUUUUGUUCCCGGCUUUCUUCGCUUCAGCUCAGUCUUAUUCCAUCUGUGACCGUCACGUCGGAGAACCUCCCACUGCGGCAUAACAAGAAUUGAAUAUAAAGGGUGUUCGACGAAUUGCCUCAGUGAAGUUUGAGUGCUUGCUGCUGCACUAUCGUCGUUGUAGUUGGUUCUGUUCUUCUUUCUUUUUUUCUGUCAAUUCGGAGGAAUGGAUAAUAGCAAGAGCGAUGAUGAUGUUAAGAGGGCGCGGCUUAUGGAGGCUCGCGCCAGAAGCAUCAGUCACAAUGUGAGGUGCACGGAGUGUGGGAGUCAGUCCAUCGAAGAAUCUCAAGCCGACAUCGCCGUUCUCCUCAGGAAGUUGAUCCGUGACGAGGUCUGGUCUGGGAAAUCUGACAAAGAAAUCUUCAAAAAGCUCGAGGAUGAAUAUGGAGAGACAGUUCUCUACGCCCCAAAGUUCGAUUGGCAGACUGCAGGGAUAUGGUUGUCCCCGCUUUUAAUUGCAGGUGCUGCUGGAGGGAUAUGGGCUUACAGAAGGCAUAGGCAAAAUACUAAUGUGCAUAUCAUGGCUCUGAAUCUGAUCAGGGGCGUUGCAUUAACACCAAAAGAGAAGGAGACCAUGUUGGAGAUUCUAACACCUCCCCCUGCAGAACGAACCCCUCUUUCAUCUUGGUGGAAUAAGUGGAGAGCUUGACAGAAAAAGGGUAUGUCUUCUGUCGAUUGGUAGCCACAGUCAAGUUGAUUGCAAUGACAUACUGGUGCAAAGAAUCAAGCUUUAUGGUGUGGCAAUGCUGGAGUUAGUGAGACGAUGUAAAGAGCAAGUAGCUUUUGCCUCUGCACCUCAGUAAUAGUAGUCUUAGCUAUGUAUCAAUGUUUGUUGAGAUUAUACUUGCAUCGUUUGAAAGUUCUCUCCCUUGUAAUUCCUGCAUUUGAAUUUAAUGGCAGCAUCUGUAUUAUCAUUCAGUUGAAUUUAAUGCAAGCAUCUACAUUAUCAUAACAC
Messenger RNA from Linum tenue, 1095 nucleotides. The record is from the annotation of a GenBank genome assembly. Lineage: Eukaryota; Viridiplantae; Streptophyta; Magnoliopsida; Malpighiales; Linaceae.